Molecule: messenger RNA, 168 nt
Organism: Plenodomus lingam JN3
Lineage: Eukaryota; Fungi; Ascomycota; Dothideomycetes; Pleosporales; Leptosphaeriaceae
Source: RefSeq, a predicted model, not a curated record
AUGUCAAGCUCCUCCCUGUUUUUUGAAGCACUCGGGCCUUGGCUGACGAUGCUAUCAAGGUACAACACUGCAGUCACUUCGAGACUGUACCACACAAUGUAUACAAAUACAGCAAUCCAAAGAGGCCAGUACAAACAGUAUGCGCUUUCACUGAGUCUCGCGGUAUGA